AAAUCUGCACAGUUCUAUGUAGGCUAAGUGCGGGCCUAUGUAAACUGUCACUUUAAUAGGCCUAAAUCUUUCAAGAGAGAUUACCUUAUUAAUUUAAAAACAGUGUUCAAUUCAAGGUUAAUCAAUCAGUGGCAUUAGCAGCAUUGUUAUAAAGGUCAAGGUGCGCGGUAACCUACAUGUGGGAGGGGCUCAAGUCUCCGCCAGUGUGGCACUCGGUGGCGAGCGAGCAGUUUGAGGAGGAGGACCGCCUGUUUGGAUUUUUCAGGUGUGGAGUUCAAGAAUGCAUCAUUGCGGCGCAGUGCUGAGAAUGUGUGUUUGCUGAAUAUCCUACCUGGAUUUUUUUUUUUUUUUUUUUUUUUGCCUUCGCCUGGUUUUGUCCCCUCUUUCGCUUCCAUUCUCCUGUAACGAAGCACCCAUCAUGUCGCAACCAUCUGAUGCUGAGCCAGUUACUGUGGUACCAGCAGAACCAGCAUCAACCACUGAGCCAACAUCUGUAACAACACCCACUGCACCUGUGACCAGAACUUCAUUCUGGAGGGAAAGGAGAAAAAUCCCAGAGAAGACAGAUGAGUUUCUGCUCGCCAGGUUUCAGGGUGAUGGAGUGAGAUACAAAGCCAAGCUUAUUGGUGUGGAUGAUGUCUCAGAAGCAAGAGGGGAUAAAAUGUGUCAGGAUUCCAUGAUGAAACUAAAGGGCAUGGCAAUAGCUGCUCGUUCUCAAGGCAAGCACAAGCAAAGAAUAUGGGUGCACAUCUCUCUAACUGGAAUUAAAAUUGUUGAUGAGAGAACUGGGGUGAUUGAGCAUGAACAUGUGGUGAAUAAGAUCUCUUUCAUUGCUCGUGAUGUCACUGAUAACCGGGCCUUUGGAUAUGUUUGUGGGGCAGAGGGGCAGCACCAGUUUUUUGCUGUUAAAACAGCUCAGCAGGCUGAGUCUCUGGUCACUGAUUUGAAGGAUCUGUUUCAACUAAUCUUCAAUAUGAAGAAGAAAGAGGCUGAUCCACUGAAGGGUGAAGGAAAUGGCGCUGUGAUUGAGAAUGGUGGUGGUGGUGGUGGUGCUUUACUCAACCUGGAUGGACAAGAAAAUGCUGUAAAAACCGUAGAGCAGAUGGACCUGUUUGGCAAUAUGUCCACUCCACCUGACAUUCACUCUCCUACGCCUGAGAGUGUUCUUCUGCUUGACUUUGCUUUGAUUGAUGGCAAACAAGAAAAUCCUGUCAUCUGCUACCCAUCUCCUCUCUCCAAUAAAUUAGACGACAAACCGGUUUCCUUUACAUCAGAUCUUUUCCCAACUCCUAGUUCCGAUCUCUUCAGUGAUGAUCCCUUUUCUCCCUUGAAUGAUUUCACACAAUCAGAUUCCAUGUUUUCUUCCAAUAACAAGUCAGAUAUUUCUAGUUUCCUCUUAAAUGGAUCAGACUUGCAGCAAAGCCUGAGUAAAGACUCCACUUCACACAGUCAGCAGUUUAAUGGACUGUCCGGUGCCCAGUUGUCCCAUGAAAGUCAAAAUGCACAAUUAAAGCAGCUUCCUUUAAGCAAUCUGAACAGUGACGGCAAUUCCCUCUUUAGCCAGAAUCCUUUUUUGAGCACCUCAAUGAACAACCCGUCUAUCUUAAACGGGGUAUCCAAAUCAGGUCCUCCUGUCUUCCAAAGUCCUCUCUUGUGUAAUGAAUCAAGUCAAUCACUGGCAUUGUUUCAAACCAUCACGCCACCUUCUGUUCAAAAUGGAGGCUUGAUGGUCCUUUGCCCCCCACCCCAAAGUUCGAGGUCCAGAUGCAUGCGGAGGAGAGGGAAGUCACCUGGAAAUGACAUGUUUGGAGCUGAACUCUUUGCUCCACCAACCCAGGAGUCUCAGUCCUCGAAUCAGAAUUCAUCCAUUCCAGCGGACUUAUUCAACAACACUCCUUCCUCCACCAUCAAUGCUCUUGGUUCAUUGUCUUUAGGCCCUACUUCUGUCACUCAAACUCCUGGGACAGCUCCAUCUCUAUGGGGUCAAACUCCCACAAUGUUUCCUCCUCAGAGCGGUUUUCCUCAAGUAACGGUUCCAGGACAACCAAAUCCUCUUCCUCAACCAUCUGCUUUUGGAGGCCUGCCUGCACCUGCAUGGGGGCAGCAAGGGGCUUUGUCUUUUGGUCCAUCAGCUGCCUCACAAUCCUGGGGUCAACCGGGAAUCGCACCACCUGUUGGGGCCUGGCCCACCGCUUGUCCUGGGGUCAGUCCUUUCCAAGCAAACCAAUUUGCGCCCAUGAUGCCUCCUAAUGCAAUAAUGAGUAUGCAGCAGGGUGCAGUUGUUCCUCCUCGCCCUCCACCACGUCCUCCAGUGAAAGAAGAACUCCCAGUGGUCAAAAGUGCCUUUACAGCUUUGGACCCCCUUGGGGAGAAGGAGAAGAAGACUGGAAAAGACAUGUUCAAAAAUUUCCAGAUGGUUAAGCCCCAGAAAGCAGAACAAGAACCUGGUCCAAACACCAAUGGCUCAUUUGACCAGUACUUUUCCAGUAAGGUUGGCCUGGCUCAGGAGGUGGCAGAUCAUGAUGACUUUGACAUAAACCAAAUCUCCGUGAACUCAAAUGGGACUUCCAAACUUGUUCCUCAGCAGUCCCCUGCAACUGUUUCCAGUCUGACUCCGGUCCCAGCCGCGGGACUUUUGGAUGCUACCUUCACUCCAAAUCUAGUCCCUGCAGGCUCAAACCUUUUUGAUGACACUUUUGGAACUAACCCUUUUGGAGCACCACCUAUAAAUACAAGCACUCCAGCCACUCAGACUACUGCUCUCGCAGAUGCUUUUGGGGACCCGUUUGGGGGAAAUCCUUUUGCCUGAGAAACUUUAGCACUGCUGUAUACACCCACUGAUCCAGUGCUGCUGAGCCUGAGAAACACAAGCACUGUAGAGUUGCUAUCAGCAUUCUACUACAUUUCUAUUCUGUUUGCAUUCCCACUGUAUAUCUGUUGUAGCCUUUCUUUCUGUGACUUUUCAACUGAACACAGCCCUUUGUCUUCCAGCCCAUUCCGAUCAACCAUUUAAAUUUCAAGUCACUUAUAAAAUAAGAUGCACAGUAAAGUAGUUGAAGGAGGGUUCUUCUGUAGAGCGUAAUGGAGAAGAGAGAAUAAAAGAUGAUCAUGUUUGUGUAAAUGAUUUCUCUAUGCAAUUAUCCUGAGCAUUUAUGAAGUUAAAUAUGCUUAAUCCUAAUGAUUUGUCAUUAAAGAAAGUUAAA
Molecule: messenger RNA, 3203 nt
Organism: Pimephales promelas (fathead minnow)
Lineage: Eukaryota; Metazoa; Chordata; Actinopteri; Cypriniformes; Leuciscidae
Gene: dab2
Product: DAB adaptor protein 2
Biological process (GO): negative regulation of canonical Wnt signaling pathway; positive regulation of epithelial to mesenchymal transition; positive regulation of endocytosis
Cellular component (GO): intracellular membrane-bounded organelle; clathrin-coated pit; cytoplasm
Molecular function (GO): clathrin-cargo adaptor activity; cargo receptor activity
Source: RefSeq, a predicted model, not a curated record